Messenger RNA from Planococcus citri (citrus mealybug), 1115 nucleotides. RefSeq names its product COMM domain-containing protein 4. The transcript has 9 exons. Bases 335 to 961 code for a protein of 208 amino acids. Lineage: Eukaryota; Metazoa; Arthropoda; Insecta; Hemiptera; Pseudococcidae. The record is from RefSeq and is a predicted model, not a curated record.
UUACUGAUAAGAAAAAUCAAAAAAUUGAAAAAAUUUCAACUUGCGAUCAUCAAUCAAUCUCAUUUUUUGAAAGUGAAUUCACAUGAAAUAAAAUUAUUAGUGAAUUAUAUUUGAUCAACGUUGCUGAAACAAGCUUGGCACGAUCUCGCUAGUCACAUUUUGGUUUCAUCUUCCUCUGCCACUUUGGAUGUUAAUGAAAGCACGUGUGACAUACGAGGAUUAACCGAAUUACAGCACAAGUGGAAGUUCUCGUACAAGUACCUAUAGUUCCAUAUAGUGAGAGGAAUUCUCGAGCAAAAUUAAUGGUUGCCUUUUGAUCGAAUAAUUUUUCAAUAUGCCUGUGCGAUUUCGUUUUUGUGGCGACGACGAAGUGCCUGAUUGGAUUUUGGCCGGUGUUCAUGGAAUCCAUGCAAUUGAUAUUCCAGUGCUUAAGAGUUUGGUGCAGACUGCCAUCGAUACUAUACUUCAUCCUGAUUUCACACAAGUUUAUUUAGUGCAAUUGUACAAUCAAACAACAUUAUGGCAAAUCGAAGUCUAUAACUGUAUUGAAAAUGAUUAUAAAGCCACAUUACCUGUUGACCUACUACAAUAUAAAACCGUUUUGGCUUCGAUUCUGUUCAUCGUGCAAAAUGCUCUAGCUAAUGAUAUCACCGAAUCGACCUUAUCCAAUGAAUUACAGCAGAUCGGUUUCCCUCUCGAGCAAGCUAUCACGUUAUGUAAAAUCUACACGGAAAAUUUGUCAAAAUUGAAAUCCAAAGCUAAACAAUUGAGCUUACGUUGUAGCGUUCCAAAAUCUGUUGAGAUGAUCGAAGACGGCGGUAAUAACAUUUUAAAACUCGAAGCUUGGCAUGCAGAAAGUAAUUCGAAAGAAAGUCAUUCCUUUACAGUUACCAAAGAACAGUUGGAUUUAUUAAUCGAAGAACUUACCAGCGUUUAUAAAAAAAUCGACAGUUUAGUAUGAAAAUUACCGGUAAUUAAAUAAAUAUUGAAAAGACUGAAAUUCCAAAUGAGUAACAAUAUAUUCAAAAAUAUACACAGUUUAUGCGGAAGACAUGAAUCAUAAUACGUACCCAAAAUUUAUGUACUUUUAUAUCAGUAAAUAUUUAUUACAGUUA